AUGUCCGCCAGCAAGAUGGAAAUCUACCUGGAAAAGGCGAAGCACCACCUCGGCUUCGUCAAGUCGCGCGUCUUCCGCCGCAUCGCCACCGUCUUCGUCGCCUUCUCCUGUGUCGUCGCCUUCAUCAUCGUCACGGCCCGUCUCACCAAUGUCGGCGAGGUCCUCCCCAAGGUCAUCGGCAGUUUCUUGCCCAAGAUCCCGACCUGCGCCAGCCGGAACGAGUCGGGCGUGCAAGAGAUCUGGAAGAAGGCCGAGGACAAGUACAAGCAUCUGAUGAAUGACAAGUUUACCAUUGCCAUGCAAACCUACCAGCGACCCAAGGAACUCAACGACACUCUGCACGCGAUCCUCAGCGAGGAGAUCCCGUCCCUUCUCGAAAUCGUCAUUGUCUGGAACGACCUCAAGGCCACGCCCCCCGACGGUUACACCUCCAAACAUGGCGUCCCCGUGCGAUUCCGCGUGUCCAAGCGCAACAGCCUCAACGAGAAGCUCUGGCCCGACCCCGACUACAAGACCCAGGCCAUCCUCCUCUCCGACGACGAUGUCUACUACCACCCCAAGGAUCUCGAGUUCGUCUUCCAGUCGUGGCGCAAGUUCGGUCAGCACCGUCUGACUGGCGCGCUCGCCCGCUGCUCCACCGUCGAUGCUUACGGUAACUGGGCUUACGACUUUUGCUCUUCCAAGGCAGAAGAAGACAUCUACUCCAUGGUCCUCACCAACCUGUGCUUCUCGCACAUCUCCUUCCUCGAGUACUACUCGGCCAACGAAACAACCAUGAACGAGAUCCGAGAUUACGUUGAUGAGGGAUUCAACUGCGAAGACAUUGCCCUCAACUAUGUCCAGUCGCUCCUGACCGGCGACGGCCCGCUGCUUGUCCAGGGCCGCGAAAAGUACGUCAACUUUGUGCCAUCUAAGGGCAUCAGCACCAAGAAGGGCCACUUGGCUGCCCGCAGCCGCUGCCUAAACGAUUUCGCCAAGAUCUUCGAGUGCAUGCCCUUGAUCGACGAGACCGCGCACAUCCAGAAGGGUGUGCUUGUAAUGUAA
Ilyonectria robusta is the source of this 1044-nucleotide messenger RNA. RefSeq names its product glycosyl transferase family 64 domain-containing protein. The record is from RefSeq and is a predicted model, not a curated record. The coding region runs from base 1 to 1044 and encodes 347 amino acids. The transcript has 2 exons. Gene Ontology annotation, cellular component: membrane. Gene Ontology annotation, molecular function: glycosyltransferase activity. Lineage: Eukaryota; Fungi; Ascomycota; Sordariomycetes; Hypocreales; Nectriaceae.